AUGGUCGAGCUCCGAAAGCGUCCUGCUCCUCCACCCUCUGCAGCACCACCGUCCAAGAAGAAAUCCACCGCCAAACCCAAAGCGAAGAAGGAAGUCUCACCAGCUGCUCCGACGAAGAUGGAGAACGGCACCUCAGCGCCUCCGGUCGGCAGCACCAUCACCCUCGCAGGCUUCGGCGGUGAAGUCCAAACUCAUGACGAAACCAAAGUCACCCUCGCGAAACUGGUAGAAGAUAGCAAAGCUGGUGUUGUGCUGUUCACGUACCCAAAGGCGAGCACGCCUGGUUGGUUCAUUGAACAAGGCACGACACAAGCCUGCCUCUUCCGCGACGCCUACGCACCCCUCACCGCUACUGGGCUGAGCAUCUACGGCUUGAGCAAUGACAGCCCGAAAGCGAACACCUCGUUCAAAACGAAGCAGGAACUGCCCUACCCCCUCCUCUGCGACCCAGAGCAAACCCUCAUCGGAGCCAUUGGGCUGAAGAAGGAGGGGAACAAGACCACUCGCGGCGUUUUCGUCGUCGAUAAGCAGGGCAAGGUCCUCGCGUCCGAGCCAGGUGGUCCGGCGCCGACGGUGGAGGUUGUGAAGCAAGUGGUGGCGAAGAUGGGCGGGUCGAGCGAUGCAGACGGGCUGGGAAAGGCGGAGGAGAGGGCGAAGGGGGAGGGGGAGAAGGCGGGGGAUAAGCGGUCGGCGGAGGUUGCUGCUGAUGUUGCUGAUGAGGCGGAUAAGGCGAGGUUGGAUCGGAGUAAGGCGAGUACGCCGGUGGUGUCGUAG
Saxophila tyrrhenica is the source of this 774-nucleotide messenger RNA. It is a transcript of the gene DOT5, whose product is annotated as thioredoxin peroxidase dot5. The transcript is spliced from 2 exons. Gene Ontology annotation, biological process: cellular response to oxidative stress; cell redox homeostasis. Bases 1 to 774 code for a protein of 257 amino acids. Gene Ontology annotation, cellular component: cytoplasm. Gene Ontology annotation, molecular function: thioredoxin peroxidase activity. Lineage: Eukaryota; Fungi; Ascomycota; Dothideomycetes; Mycosphaerellales; Extremaceae. The record is from RefSeq and is a predicted model, not a curated record.